Messenger RNA from Lingula anatina, 4851 nucleotides. RefSeq lists its product as uncharacterized. Gene Ontology annotation, cellular component: plasma membrane; secretory granule. The record is from RefSeq and is a predicted model, not a curated record. Gene Ontology annotation, molecular function: transmembrane transporter binding. Gene Ontology annotation, biological process: negative regulation of voltage-gated calcium channel activity; negative regulation of calcium ion-dependent exocytosis. Lineage: Eukaryota; Metazoa; Brachiopoda; Lingulata; Lingulida; Lingulidae.
UCGAUUAUGUGCAAGCUAUAACGUCCUGCUUCCCUUCCAUUAUCUUGGUUUUGUUCAGGCAUUAUUACAGCGGGGAGAGAUGUAAAGGGCCGACUGUUCUAUAUUAGAUUAAAUUCCCCAUCCUAACAACCUGCUUGACGCCGCAAGGUUUCACUGAAUUGUUUUGACGUUUUGAACGUGGUUCGUCGAUCGAUGCGUGGGCAUCCCUCUGUUUAUGUGUUCUGCCAGAACUGGAUGUGGAGUACAAGAGGACGCAAUCAAAACUAAUGGAGGACAGAUUGUCUCCUAUCGUUUAAUCCGGUUUCAGCGAGAUACACUGGAUAGAGUGACACAUAUGGGGCGUCGCCAUGGCAACGUCACCAGACGCAAUGUUACCGAGUCAUCCAUGUGACAUAACAUAGGCAGCGGAUGAACAACAAGGGUUGAUUUAACAACAGACGGCGAACACCACGCUUCCACCUUGAGAUGUGGGAAACACGACCUGAGAUCCGUGACAUAAGGUGACUGAAAGUACUACCAAUAACGAUCUGAUGAACGCCAAAUGGGACCUUAGGAGAAGAAACUACAGUACACUGUGAAAUUGACAGGCCCCGUAGUGCUUACUAACAGACAAAUUGAAGUUUGCAGACCAUGUGACGGAGUGGUCUUUUGCCAGGCUUCCAAGACGGCUGCCACAUUAGGGAAGCACCGGAAGCUAGAGGUGAAGGCAUAAUACUCAAUGGACCCCACCAAUCUCCCGCCUACAAGUACGUCCCAUGCCAACGUUCAGCAACCACAUUGGAUUAGCAUAGUCGCCCUGGUGGCAGGCGUCGUGGGGGGUCUCAUCCUCGUCAUUUCCGUUAUUGUUGUCUGUAAAUAUUGUUUCAAGAAAUCCUACGACAAGGACCCGGAAGUGUAUCGUACAGGGUCAGACAAACGCGGCUUCCGUCCUUAUAGGCAGUACGAGAGCCUCCAAACUCAGCCCAGCGUUGAGGAACAGUCAGAGAUCUCGGCCGAUAGCCAGCAACACACGGAAGACGGGUAUAAUGAUUAUCCUGAAGAACAGGUAAAGUUAGUUGACGAAGACAACAAAGCGACAUUCUCUGGACAGUGUCUUCGUGAAUUGUCAGGGAUACCCGAGGAGGCCGCCGCCAACAGCAACCACCACAGCGACACCUAUGAGCAGUAUGAGCCCGAAGACGGCGGGGAGAGACGAGUGUCCUUUCAACUGAGUGACAUACCCAUACGACCCCCUUCGUCUUAUUUCAAAAAAGGAAGAAGCAUGCAGCACGAUGACGUCACUUCCGGUGACAGUGUCAACAACAACAACAUGUACACAGAGGGAGAUUACCACUAUCUUAAGAAGUUGCGAAUUGACCCUGUUCCAUCUGCUUCUGCUGCUAAAAUGGUUCGCCAGGCAACAGUGGCAACGCCAGAAAUAAUGGCGUACGAGAACGUAACGCCACGUAAGGACGCGUCUGAGAUCACGCGCGAAGUGACUUUGUUCUCUGAUGACAAUGUCACAGACCACGAGAUGGAGGAGGAAAACUAUGCACCGAACCUGACGAAUACGCACAUUGUAAGAGACGCUAGACCUCACAAAACUGAAGUGUGUGUUGAAGUCCAUCGAAUAGCAAGCGAAUCACCGUUAUCAAACGGUAACGUCAACAAACCCUCCCCGCCAAGAAAUUUAAUGGUCGAUAAAAGUGGGCGAAGACGCCAGUCUCAGAGCCUCGAGGUGGUCAGUCCUUUAGGGCGGCAGAGCCUGGGGGAGGCCCGCAAAGUACGCAGUUAUGAUGCUGUUCUGGAUUAUGAGUUUGAGCAGGCAGCGUUGGACCGAAUGAACAAGGGACCCUUCUACAACGCAGAUUACGACGUGGUGUCAGAGAGCAAGAAGUCUCCGUGCCGCGGCCGGGUCUGUUAUAACGACACGGGCAGCUACGAGAAUGUCAACGAAGAGAAGAUUUGCGACGAGCUGGAAAUGGGGGCCCUGGAAAUGGACAAAAUCACGCUGACCGAGAGCGAUGAAACAGAGGAAACACUCAAUGGAGGGCAAAAGUAUCGGGACCUUUGGUAUCUGAGAGCAACGUUGGAAAAAGAGGAGGAGAACCAGGAGGAUACGGUAAGAAUGGAGGAUACUUUGUCACCGUCACCAGAAAAUGAAUCUCCCGAGCAAGGGACAUCUAUAACGACGUCCUUUGAGUCCACAGCGGGGUACGCAGACGAGAGCGACGUUAAUAUGCCGGAAAACAAAGGGGAUCCCAAAAUACCAGAACAAAAGAGAAAACAAUCGGCGCAGUUCCUCACGCCGCCUAACGUUAACGGAGAAAUGAGGAGGCAAAACUAUAGAAGUAUUCUCACAAAGCGUCUGCAGAACAAAAUGGACGCGCCACCGACAGCAAGCAAUGAUAACAGUUUCGACAGCUUUGAGACGGACGGCGGACGGAGUACGUCCGAGUCCAGUCGACAGGAGGUGACAACGACGUCAUUCGAGACAUCUACGGAUAAUACUGACAGUACCAACGACAGUCAGACACACAAACUGCAACAAAUGAAACACGACAGUGGGUACAAAUCCUUGGAGGUGAAUAAAUCGUUAGAUAAUGGUGCUGCGCCAGUGAAAGCGUUGUCUCUGGACAGCCACACACCUCCUAGGCUAGCUAAAAAGCAAAUGCGCGUCUCCUUUGAACAAGACAGCAUCGACAAAGACGAAGCCAUGGACACGUACCCGCCAACAGAGGGAGAGGGGGCAACGGCAAGCGCCGCCGACCCGACACACAAACGCUACAGGAAAAACAACAACCAUAACCACGGCGGCCAAUUAUUCGACAGGAGGGCAGCUAAAACUGCGUCGAAGAAAAGGCGGGAGUUUCAUCGUGAGCGUCAGUUAGUUCACGUGUAUGAAAGUAUCAACGAGCCUGAGACCGACAGCAAGUCUGACCAACCCUCUGGGGACAGCUUUGAAGAGCCCGCCACCUCUAGAGCUCCUCCCCAGCCGCACGGGAAGUUCUCCGUUUUCACUCGAUUCUUCCGUUCUAGUAGCGGGAAAACUAGGCAUAAAACUCGCGUUCGAGAUUACAGCAUUGACGAAAAAACCGAUCAGAUCUUCAACGAAUUCCUCCGACAGGACCCGAAGUACGAACCUGCCUCGUCUCUCUCAGUGCGCUCUCGGUCCCCGAGAAUCCAUUCGCGGCAUCGUGGCUUGAGUCGCAAGCAGUACACAGACCCGCAGAUUGGCGAGUCGUCGGGAAGAGGGAACAAAUUGAAGCCAGAGAUGAGAAGCGUCAGUCUGGGUAGCGACAGCAGCUGCAGCUCCACGAGAAAACUGUCUCCCCAGGACAGCAUAGAGGAGGAGUACCUUAGGCAGGAGAGCGCCAGAAUUUGGGACUCUGGUCGGGAACGCCACUUUGCUUCUCCCAAGGAACACCCUCAAAGCACCAUUCACGAAAUUCCGAUCAUCAAACUCCAUACAGAAGAAGAACAGUAAAUGUUGAAGCUGUGCUUCUACAGGUUUUAAUCUUUUCAAUCUCUCCUUACCACACUGACACAUUCCAUCUUGAAACAGACGACAUCUUGCUCGUGCACAUUACCGGAGCGCAAUGCUCUUUUUUAUGACCUAGCGAUUUGCUUCGAUCCAUUGACGAGUACCCAUCGAUGCUGCUUAUUGUACAGGUGUUUUUUUCCUCUUAAAAAUAUGCAUAUCCAUUCAGGAACAUUGUUGUUGGUGGUCUUUGUCUUUAAUCUUACAUAUGGCCGUAUAUUGUGAACCACGAUAAAGUUAUUUUGAUAGGGAGGGACGGGGCGUUUGUACAAUCGAGCAAGUUAUCAGCUGCUCUUGAAUCUUUCAUCUUUCAACGGCAAAGCGAGAAAUGUAUUCAAUGAAGCGUUGCCUAUGGCAACAAGAGUUUUCUGCGGAACUGUAAAAAUGUCUCCAAGUCAGGAGGCCGGUUUGCGAUAUGCUCAAAUAUUAUAUAGUUUUGUUGCAUAAUUUUUCACUUGUCGAUGUGUUAAUUGGUAUUCGAUCUUUAUCUUGUUGAGUAUUUUGGGUAGAUUGAAUGAAACGCUGAUAAUUAGGGGGUCAUAUUUUACAUAAUGUUAAGCACACAGUUGUUUUGAUAAUUAAUUAACCUACAGGUUUCUUCUGUCUACACACUUGCAAAUCACUUUUUAAACUGUAUAUUUUUAUACUACAAGUUUGACUCUGCUAUGGGUUAUUACAUUGGUGCACAGAACAGUUACGCUUAUUUCUUUUGAAAAUACCUUUUUUGAGUCUCUUAGAUAUUUGUUCAAGUUAUUGCAUGGAAUGUAGAUUUUGGUCUUUUCGUAGGCUCUUAAAUCUAAUCAAUUGCAGCAUUAGCAAUAUCAUGUUCGCUAGAGUGCUUACGUCCGUCACAGAUAUGGGGUUCUUGUAUCAAAUUUUGACCACCGUAAGGUUCCUAUUUAAUUAAAUUUGAUCCUAUUUGAAAACAACGCAUAUGGGAAGUGCACCGCCAAGGGAGGGAGGGUGGCAUGUCAGUUUUCAACUCUGUGACGGCGGUAGCCUAUAUGUUUUUAUAACAUGCAUCAUUCUUAGCAACGUCUCCCUUAGCAACAGAUUAUUUCAUUAAUUAGCAAUGCAGGGUAUCUGCUAAACAUUAUUUUAGCAUGCAUAUCAGCGUUCUGAAUCUAUCACUACUAUGUAGGAUACCUUGUUAUUCACCAGAAUAAGUUUUUGUACACGGUAAGCGUCUCGCGUGUAUUGUGCUCGAUUUUUGCAUUAAUAUAUUCAUACAAGAUUUGAAAAAAACGUUUUUAAAAAAUUCUACUUAUAUAUUUUCGCAAAUUUGCGACUGUAUUUUGUCAUUGUGCAAUGCAUUGUUCUGUGAUCGUUAU